AUGUCUCAGGUCCCCCGCAGACUGCAGGAGGACGCCUUGCUGAGGGUCCGUCCCACAGGCCUCCGUGCCGCCACUGCCCGCCCUAUGACCAUGCUUGCCGCCUUUUCAGGCUCCGAGUCGUCGGCCUCGCCGCCGGCCUUCUCGCCGGGCAUGGACUCGCCGCGGCCGCCGCCACAGGCUGGCCUCUCUGGCUUUGGCGGGCCGGUAGUGGCCCCGCGGCUGGCGGGAACAACCGGCGCGCUUACUGCUGACCAGCAGCAGUGGGUUGCGGCCGUCCGCUCGCGUAUCUCGUCGCAGUCGCGCUCGCGCUCGCGGUCGUCGUCGCUCGCGCCGGCGCGGCCGCGGGCACCAGCCCGGGCCGAGAUCACGCCGCAGCGCGCAGGAGUCAUGGCUGCCGCCACACUCAUGCCGCCGCCGACCACCACGCUCAAGCGCCGUCGCGACGAGGGCGCGCUGGCCCGCCAGGGUGCCGUGCCGACGUUUGUCACGCCGCGUGCCGCCCAGGCCGUCUCCGUCAAGCGCCGUCGCGUCGCCCUUGACCGCGCCGCACCCGGCGGCUUCUCCAACCUCAUCCGCAUGGCGCGCGUCCAAGCCUUUGGUCAGACCGUCAAAGAGCUUGACGUGGUCAUGACCCUCGUCCGCAAGACCAUCGAGCAGCUCCGCAUGGAGGGCGCUGCCUUUCCCGAGUACACCCGCUUCCAAGCCGAGCUCGAGGGCGAGUUCCACAACUUGCUCAGCCUUAUGGACGAGCAGCGCUCGCUCGAGCGCGGCACUGCGGCCGUUGUUGACGCCAAGAAGGACCUGCGCGCAAAAAUCCUCGCCCAGAAGAAGCACAUCGCCCACCAGGAGGCCCUCAUCGCCAAGGCCCAAGCCGAGCUCGACGCCGUCACUGCUGACGUCCACGCUGCAGAGGGCGCCCAUGACUUUGUCUCGGCUCUCCAGCGCCUUGUUUCCACCUCGGCCACAGACGCCGCUUCGCGCCCCUCAUCCGCCGCCGCCACCUCGCGCGCCCACCACACAAAUCUGCAGGCUCAGCUUGUCGCCGCCGUCACCGCCGCCUCCAACCUCGACCAUCUCCGCGCCAUCAACGAGCGCCUUGCCGCUACCGUCGUUGCUGUCUCGGCGGAGCGCUAGCCGGCACCUCUAAAUGUCAUACCUGUCUGG
Thecamonas trahens ATCC 50062 is the source of this 1164-nucleotide messenger RNA. RefSeq lists its product as uncharacterized. The transcript has a single exon. The record is from RefSeq and is a predicted model, not a curated record. Lineage: Eukaryota; Apusomonadida; Apusomonadidae. Bases 1 to 1134 code for a protein of 377 amino acids.